AUGCCGUGUCAGCUGAGCAACGGUAACAGGCAAGGUACUUCAUCUGUCGCAGCUGCAAGGUGGGCUGCAUGGGCUUCAGCUGCCAGGACAGGAGUUACCACAGGUUACUGCCAAUUCACUGACCUGUACUGCUUCGGUCUUUGCAGCUGGCUGUAUGUACGUCGCCAGGUGACGCAGCCCUGGCCAAGGGGCCUGUGCAGCCGGGUGGGUGAGGCAGCCUGCAGCCUCCCAGCCGGCCAUCUAGCACAGCCAGGUGCUUCUCUCCAGCCAGGCCUUCCUCACCAAGCAGAGCAACACGGAGGCGCUCUGACUAAUGCGGCUACGACGGAGAAUCUCGUCCCAGGGACCAGGAGAAGAAUUACUAGGCAAUUUUUUAAAAUCUUAAACUUUUCCUACAGCCACCUGGAAGAAAAAACACAGUGGGAACAUCCUAAGUCUGGGAAGAGGAAACGUGUUGCAGGAGGUCUGCCAUAUGGAUGGGAGCAGGAGACUGAUGAAAAUGGACAAGUCUAUUUUGUAGACCACAUAAACAAAAGGACUACCUACCUUGACCCAAGACUGGCCUUUACAGUUGAAGAUAAUCCAGUAAAACCUACUACUAGACAAAAAUAUGAUGGAAACAGUACUGCAAUGGAAAUACUCCAGGGUCGUGACUUGAGUGGAAAAGUGGUUAUAAUCACGGGAGCAAAUUCAGGAAUAGGUUUUGAAACUGCCAAGUCUCUUGCACUGCAUGGGGCAUAUGUUAUUCUGGCCUGCAGAAAUAUGUCAAGAGGCAAUGACGCUGUACAACGCAUUCUUGUGGAAUGGAUAUGAGGAAAAGCCGUAUAAUGAGGUAUGUUGAAAUAAAUUGGGACUUCUUUACAAACA
This is a messenger RNA of Pygoscelis adeliae (Adelie penguin), 867 nucleotides long. RefSeq names its product WW domain-containing oxidoreductase-like. Gene Ontology annotation, molecular function: protein binding; transcription coactivator activity. Gene Ontology annotation, biological process: hippo signaling; positive regulation of transcription by RNA polymerase II. Lineage: Eukaryota; Metazoa; Chordata; Aves; Sphenisciformes; Spheniscidae. Bases 1 to 813 code for a protein of 270 amino acids. The transcript has 6 exons. Gene Ontology annotation, cellular component: cytoplasm; nucleus. The record is from RefSeq and is a predicted model, not a curated record.